Eruca vesicaria subsp. sativa (arugula) is the source of this 531-nucleotide messenger RNA. The record is from the annotation of a GenBank genome assembly. NCBI's taxonomy places the organism in Eukaryota, Viridiplantae, Streptophyta, Magnoliopsida, Brassicales, Brassicaceae.
AUGGAUACUUCACCACUAGCUUCAUCACCACCAUUGGAUUUUAAGACAAGAACAAUUGAGGUUGAUGAUAAACGCAUUAAGCUCCAGAUUUGGGAUACUGCUGGUCAAGAACGUUUUCGUACCAUCACCAAUGCUUAUUACCGUGGGGCGAUGGGUAUUUUGCUGGUAUAUGACGUCACUGACGAAACAUCCUUCAACAACAUUAGGAACUGGAUUCGUAACAUCGAACAGCACGCUUCGGAUAAUGUCAACAAGAUCUUGGUAGGGAACAAAGCUGAUAUGGACGAGAGCAAGAGGGCUGUGCCAACAUCAAGGGGUCAAGCACUUGCUGAUGAAUAUGGAAUCAAGUUCUUUGAAACAAGUGCUAGAACAAAUCUGAAUGUGGAAGAAGUUUUCUUCUCGGUAGCGAAAGACAUUAAGCAGAGACUCACUGAUACUGACUCGAGAGUAGAGCCUGCGACAAUUAGGAUGAACCAAACAGACAAGGCUUCUGGAUCAGGACAACAGAACUCUGCAUGCUGUGGAACUUAA